Molecule: messenger RNA, 1101 nt
Organism: Zingiber officinale
Lineage: Eukaryota; Viridiplantae; Streptophyta; Magnoliopsida; Zingiberales; Zingiberaceae
Product: ras-related protein RABB1c-like
Exons: 5
Coding region: 264-899 (211 amino acids)
Cellular component (GO): Golgi apparatus
Molecular function (GO): GTP binding; GTPase activity
Source: RefSeq, a predicted model, not a curated record
UGUUUUUGGCCUGUUCCAGUCGAUCUAAUGAAUGAGAAUUGCUGUCACUGCUAGCCAAUCUCCGCUCGGAUCAUUAAGAAAGGGAAAAAAAAAUGUUCUUUUUAAUUUUUGGCCUAUUUUUAAGCUUGUCGUCGCUUUGCAUUUUAUUAUACUAGUUGUUUUUUAGGAGACCGUCUGUUUGGUCUGUGGAGAGGGAACCAGAGGUUAGGGUUUCAAUCUGCGGCGGGACGGGGUUGCGCGGCUUUGAGAUCCCAUUAAUCGCCAUGUCCUACGCCUUCCUCUUCAAGUACAUCGUCAUCGGCGACACAGGAGUGGGGAAAUCAUGUCUUCUUCUGCAAUUCACAGACAAGCGUUUCCAACCUGUGCACGACUUAACAAUCGGGGUUGAAUUCGGAGCGAGGAUGAUAAACAUAGACAAGAAGCCCAUAAAGCUGCAAAUUUGGGACACGGCCGGGCAAGAAUCAUUCAGAUCGAUCACCAGAUCCUAUUACAGAGGUGCUGCCGGUGCAUUGCUUGUGUACGACAUCACUAGGAGGGAGACGUUCAACCAUCUCGCGAGUUGGCUGGAAGAUGCGAGGCAGCAUGCCAAUGCCAAGAUGACGAUCAUGCUCAUAGGCAACAAGUCAGACCUGGCUCACAGAAGAGCUGUCAGCGCCGAGGAAGGCGAACAAUUCGCCAAGGACCAUGGAUUGAUAUUCAUGGAAGCUUCGGCCAAAACUGCACAGAACGUCGAGGAGGCAUUCAUCGACACUGCAACAAACAUCUACAAGAAGAUUCAGGAGGGAGUAUUUGAUGUAUCAAAUGAAUCUUAUGGAAUCAAAAUUGGUUAUGGAGGAAAUACAGGGCCAUCAGAUGGAAGAGAUGGACCCUCUUCUCAAGGUGCUCCUUGUUGCAGCUAAAGGUCCUGCGGCGGGAUCAAGAUUCUGAUGAGCUUCUAAUUUAUCUCUUAUCUUUCGUAUGACUAAUUGUACAUCGAUCUUUCUUUCUUUCUGGAGACUAGUUGAAUUGUUCAUGAUUCAAUUGAUGCCUAAAUAAUUUUUUCAAUUGGCUUAAUGGUUGUAGAAGGUGACCUUAUUCAAAUGGUUGUAGAAGGUGACCUUA